Apus apus (common swift) is the source of this 4317-nucleotide messenger RNA. It is a transcript of the gene ZBTB8B, whose product is annotated as zinc finger and BTB domain containing 8B. The transcript has 3 exons. Bases 208 to 1638 code for a protein of 476 amino acids. Gene Ontology annotation, biological process: regulation of transcription by RNA polymerase II. NCBI's taxonomy places the organism in Eukaryota, Metazoa, Chordata, Aves, Apodiformes, Apodidae. Gene Ontology annotation, molecular function: protein binding; RNA polymerase II cis-regulatory region sequence-specific DNA binding; DNA-binding transcription factor activity, RNA polymerase II-specific. The record is from RefSeq and is a predicted model, not a curated record.
CCGGGAGGGCAGCGGGGGGCAGCGGGGAGGCGGCGCGGGCCCCUCCGCGCCCCACGAGUUCCCCGCGGCUGUGGGGAGCGGGAGGCGGCGGGUCCCCGGGAGCCGGUUGGGCCCCGGGAGCCGGUUGGGCCCCGGGAGCCGGUUCCCGGUCCCCCGGAGCUCCCUCCCGCGGCGGGCGCCCCGUCCCCGGCGGCAGCGGCGGCAGCGAUGGAGGUGCAGUCGUACUACAGCAAGCUGCUGGGAGAGCUGAACGAGCAGCGCAAGCGGGACUUCUUCUGCGACUGCAGCAUCAUCGUGGAAGGGAGGAUCUUCAAAGCGCACAAAAACAUCUUGUUCGCCAACAGCGGCUAUUUCCGAGCCCUGCUCAUCCACUACAUCCAGGACAGCGGGCGGCACAGCACCGCCUCGCUGGACAUCGUCACCUCGGAAGCCUUCUCCAUCAUCCUGGACUUCCUUUACUCCGGGAAGCUGGAUCUCUGCGGGGAGAACGUGAUCGAGGUGAUGUCUGCAGCCAGCUAUCUGCAGAUGACCGACGUGGUCAACUUCUGCAAGACCUACAUAAGGUCGUCGUUGGAUAUUUGCAGGAAAAUCGAGAGGGAGGCGGCUUUCUAUCAGGCUGACAGCGGGAGUGCCGGCUCCGCGAGGGAGGGCACCUCCUGCAGCUCCAGGAGCUCGGCCCCUGCCUCUUCCCUGCAGGAAAAGGAGAGGAUCUCGGGCUGCCAGAGGGAUGCUCCCUGCGGGGAGUGCAGUGGCUGCCACCCCCUGCAGCUCGUGGUCCGGGACCCUGGCAGCAGUGACUCCCCAGACGACGUCAAUUCUUCGCUGCCCAAGGUGGUGGAGCCCAAAGUGGAGUUUGACUCGGAUGAAGUGGAGGUGGAGGUGGGCGAGCGGCUGCCGCAGUUUCCCACCCCCCUGUCCCUGGAGCAGGUGGAAGAGGGGCUGCACGGCGGGCAGGCCGUGGACCUGGCCUGCAACAAUUACCACAUGAAACAAUUCCUCGAGGCCCUGUUGCGCAACAGCUCGGCUCAGAGAAAGGAUGAUGUGGUUCAUCACUUUGUCCGGGGCUUUGAGGGUAGGCCAGAGGAUGCAGGGGUAGCCAUGAGUUCCAUGAUGGACAUUCACAGCGACUGGUAUGGUGAGGACACAGGUGAUGUGUUAGUUGUGCCCAUCAAGCUUCACAAGUGUCCGUUCUGCCCCUACACGGCCAAGCAGAAGGGGAUUCUCAAGCGGCACAUCCGCUCCCACACCGGGGAGAGGCCCUAUCCCUGCGAGACCUGCGGGAAGCGCUUCACGCGGCAGGAGCACCUUCGGAGUCACGCUCUGAGUGUGCAUCGAUCAAACAAGCCAAUCAUCUGUAAAGGCUGCAGGAGAACAUUCACCAGCAGCUUCUCCCAAGGGUUACGACGCUUUGGUUUGUGUGACAGCUGCACCUGUGUGACCACCACGCACGAGGACUCGAUGCCCAUCAACCUCAGCCUGAUGGAGCCUUCAUCAGAGGGCCAAGAGAAGGGGGAUGCUGAUAAUGAUUGGCCCAUCUAUGUGGAGUCUGGAGAGGAAAACGAUCCUGCUGAUGAUGAGGAUGGUGACGACAAACAGGAAAUCCACAGGAGUUUAUCAGACCGAGAAACACUGAUGUAGCAGUGGAGGAGAAUGGGAGGAUUGAAAGUGUCUCCCUGGCAGUGAUUGGUCUGCAACAGACAAGUGCAUAUCUGCCCAGUUAGUGAGGCUGUGCUGGGUUUUAUUAUUCCAUUUUGUUUAAUAGAAGAGUGGGGAGAAUUGGAAUUUUUAAUACUUUUACAUUUUCAGUGCUGUGCACCAGGAAUCUGUGAAGAAUCUUCUGACUGGGGUUUACAGAGGUUGUGCUUGAGCAAUUCCCAGUGGUGUCUCUGCCUCCUAGUUUUGAUGUAGCAGGUGGAACAUCUCUGUUUUGUUUCAAGAGCAGGUUUCUUCAAAUAAUGCACUCAGAGUCCUUAAUCCCUGAUCUGAAAGGGGCACCAUCUCCUCUCUGAAGAUUACAUCAACAGAAAUGUAGUUUUCAUCCAUUACCUUGGACUUUUCUAGCCUAAGCUGUGAUCCUUCUGUAAUAGGACAGUAUUAUCUAAAUUGUAAACCUCAAGUGUUGGCUUAGACUGGAUUUGACCUGGAAACCAGGGUAACAAAAUAUGCUGGUGCUGAAAGCACAGACAGCAAGAACAAAUACACAACUGCAGGUAUCUAGAGAAUGAGCUUCUCCUUCUGGAUUUUUACUGCAUCUUCCUCUCUCAAGAGCUCAGACUACAGAUCUUCAGAUGUGUCUUUGUGGGGAACUGUUCUUUUCUUCCCCACAUAAGUCUAAACAAAAUGUCAUUCAGACAUUCAGUAGUGUUGGCUUAAGAAACAUGAAGCACAGAUCAUGGUGCAGUGUCCUGGUCUCAGUUCAGACCAAGGAAACUGCCCAGUUCUCUUCAACUUUUUGCAGCAGAAGUUCAAAGCUGCCCAUCAGGUUACUUGGGAGUUCUGACUCUGGCAGAUUAAGUAGCCAGACUGAUUUAGCUGAGGAGCAGUUAAACACCAAUCUCUGAGCUAUGCAAUAAAAGAGCUCUGAACACCCUUUUUGAAGCAAUUGGGUAGGAAAUCUCAGCAAUUUUUACUAGCCUGGUCGUGUACAAGUCCUUUUCUUUUCUCUUUUACUGUCGUUUCUUCUAGUCUUUGGUGAUCCUUCUCAUGACUUAUGUUGGUAUGUGAAUUUAUCCAAGUACUGUUUUGUUUUUUAAACUUCAGCAUGGACCUCAUGUUCCUUUGCUGGGACAGAUCAAUGUUGGCUUUCAAAGGAGGUGAAAUUUUCUUUCACUUUCCCAGUGCCAAGCUGACCCAAGCUAUCAAAAAGCAAACUGGGAACCUUUAGAAGAAAACACACCAUCAGCAGAAAGCCUGUUUGUUUAUGGGUCACCUGCUGUUUCCUAAUGAAGAGACAAAACUGGAAUAUACUGUGAAAUGAGACUUGUUAGUUCUUCUUCACUAUGUUGUUCAUCUGUGGUUCGUGAAAAGACAAAUUAUGGAUGAGUCUUUCUAGCUGGAGAAAGUGCUGUAUCAGGAGCCUGUAGACAGAUGUGGCUGACAAAGGAUGAGCAGUUCCUCCCACCUGACAGGAUGGUGCUUCUGGGGGUUCUUGGUAUAAAGACUUUCCACCUGGUGAACAUUAGAUGGAACUUAAAAAGCAAAGAACCCUCUCAUUGAACCAGGGUUUUUUUUACGUACCUUGGGCUUUUAUUUUACAUAUUGAAAAAGAACAAUUCAUCUUCUCUGUCUGCUUCAUCCUCCAGUGGAGCAGUGGUCCUGUAGUCUCUCUGGUCCAAGUUCUUGGACCUUCUCAAGAAGAUGCUGGCAUUAUCUGCUGUGUUUAUUUUCUGUAACUUCAGCUGCAUAAAUUUUCAGUAGUCCCUGCUCCAGGUCAUCUGUAAAUUUGAGUUCCUAAGAGCUGAACAAAUCAUAGUGCCACACAUCACCACAGAAAAAUCUCAGUGGCACAAGAUCUCUAAAAAAUUCAGGGCUUUAUAGUCCCUUCUUCAGUCAUCUAGACGAAGAUCAUUCAAAAUUCAACUCAUGUAGAUGCCAGAUUUGGAGCUGAGCUCCUCUGAAAAUCCUGCUCUGCUUUUGGGUCCUUGGCACUUUUGAAAACCUGAGCAAAACGUGGGCUUGUAGAUCAUGGCAGGAUAUUUGAAAAUGCCACAUCCAGCCUCCCAGGCCUGGUCUGUUGGACAACAACUCCAUUUUUGUUGAGUCCAUCCAACAUCAGAGGAUAUUUUCUUUUGCAUCUGCUUAUCUGAUAAAGGAAGGACUUCUGUGUGUGAGGACACCUGAAAGAGAGUCAGGAGAGUGGUGUUUGUUAGGACAUGAACUUGCUAAGGAAAGUGGAGUAAGAAUGUAAAUAGGAAUCUGAAGUUCUAUUCAGUGACCAGGCAUCCCGAUUUCUGGUCAUUCUGGCAUGAAAAUGCCACCUCAUGGUAAAUGUUGGCAGCUGGAUGUGGAAUAUCAGCUCAGCCUGGUUCUGGCUAGUGUGCCACGAUGAAACUGUCAGAAGAUGUAGCUUCUCACACGGCUGAGCUGUGCUGAGGUGCAGGCCAGCUCACUCUGAGAGGGUGAAGACAUCCAGAGUAGGGAAAAUGAACCUGUGGGAAAGCCUGUGUGCAACAAGAGCUGCAGGCCUGCCUGCAGGCACCUCCCGUGGUUUUACUUCAACCUUUCUUUGGUCUUAGAGGUUGUUCUCGUGUGUCUUGUGCGUAGAGAAUGGAGCUGUGUUAAGGUUUGUGCAACAGGGGGUCGGGGUGGGGGGGUUUG